AUACCAAAACCUGACAAGCUGUUAGCCWUUUAUUCUUUGCCUAUCAAGGGGGUAAAAAAAUUAUAACAUAAAAUUAACGAAGAAAAAAAGAAGCAGACAUGAGCGAUUGGUCUAGUGGAAUAUGUGGAUGUUUUGAAGACAUUGGUAUCUGUGCUACAGCAUACUUUUGCCCGUGUAUUGUAGCAGGAAGAAAUGCCGAAGCAAUGGGAGAAAGCUGUWUUCUACAUGGUUGUCUCUCCAUGAUGGGUUGUGUAGGGAUCUAUUGUGGUGCUCAAAUCAGGGGGAAAAUCCGAGAAAAAUACAUCAUUCCGGGGUCUUUUGGUAAUGAUUGUCUGUUUCACUUGUGUUGUCCUGUGUGCGCGUAUGCACAAGAAGCGAGAGAACUCAAGUCACGUGCCCCAGCAGGAGAGGCGAUUGUUCGAACUUGAAGUGUUUCUCAGUUUCGUAAACGUUUCGUUAUUCAUGUAUGAUCAUACAUCCGUUGCUGUUUCUCUGCUUCAAUCAGGAGUUAGAUGUGUUUUACAUUUUCUCAACCAGACUCAUUUCCUGCAGAAAACAUUAGGAGACCCGGCCAGCAAAACUCGCGUGUAAAAACUGUCUGAAACACAAGGCGCCCACUUCAGAUAACUUUAUCCAUACUAAGCUUAUCCCAGACCCUGAACCUCGAACACAAUGCUACUUAACUAUAUAUGUGGUUUCAUUUCUUCUUCUUUUUCUCAAAGUGGGUACCCUGUGGCUCAAAUGAUUUCUAACUUUAUCUACAGGUAACGAGUUUUUGCCGUCUCCGAGUGUUUCUACUUGAAAUGGAUAAUGGCUUACGAUUAGACUUUCAACUUACUUGUAAAUACAAUACCCAAUGUAUCAUUAAUUUUACCUUGUUUUUACGACAACAAAAAAACGCAAAGUAUCAUGGGUAUGGGAAAGAAAAGGGAGGAAUUCGAGAAAAGGCAGAGGACGUUGUGCCAGUCUCAAGUUCAGUUGAUGAUAAAUUUAUUUUUUAAGUGGUUCAAUCGAUUUCUCAUCCAUACGAAUUCUUUGUACACACCGACCAAUGACCAAUAUUCUAUUUGUAGCCUUAGAAACUCAUUUAUAGUUUAUUAUGAUUAGUUUUCUUGAACGCGGUCGAAAUAUAAUGCAACAUGUAUUGUUUUGAAUGUUACGUAGAAUAAAAAUAUCCGCUUUUGAUAAAA
Molecule: messenger RNA, 1190 nt
Organism: Actinia tenebrosa (Australian red waratah sea anemone)
Lineage: Eukaryota; Metazoa; Cnidaria; Anthozoa; Actiniaria; Actiniidae
Cellular component (GO): Golgi apparatus
Molecular function (GO): calcium ion binding; protein binding
Source: RefSeq, a predicted model, not a curated record